Messenger RNA from Camarhynchus parvulus, 11630 nucleotides. RefSeq names its product protein tyrosine phosphatase receptor type T (gene PTPRT). Gene Ontology annotation, cellular component: membrane. Gene Ontology annotation, biological process: protein dephosphorylation. The transcript is spliced from 35 exons. Gene Ontology annotation, molecular function: protein tyrosine phosphatase activity; protein binding. NCBI's taxonomy places the organism in Eukaryota, Metazoa, Chordata, Aves, Passeriformes, Thraupidae. The record is from RefSeq and is a predicted model, not a curated record. Bases 364 to 4887 code for a protein of 1507 amino acids.
GCUGCCAGGGCAGUGGCAGCAAACCUGCCUGCGCCGCGCGAUGCUGCGCUCCAGCCGCUACCGCGGGGCGCUCUGCGUGCGAUCAUCCGGCCUUCCAUAGGCACCGAGCACCCCCAAACCCGCGCUCCGCUUGGCAGCGGCUCCCCCGGGGGGGGCAGCGGGGCCGGCUCUGCGCGGGCGGGGCCGGCGCUGGGCUCGGCUCGGGGGGCACCUCCCGCCCGCCCCGCUGCGCUCCCCGCUCCGAGCAGCACCGCGGCUCCGGCUGCCGGGGCCGCCGCCGCGCACGGCCACCAAUGCGGGGGAUAGCGGCGGGCACGCAGCGGCUCCGCGGCAGCGGCUCCGGCAGGUGAACUCCGGGGAAGGAUGACCGGCGUGGCCGCGAUCGUCUUUUUCCUGCAGCUCUUACCCAGGGCGGACGGACAGGUUUUCCCAGGUGGUUGUUCGUUUGAUGAGCACUACAGUAACUGUGGUUAUAGCGUCGCCUUGGGAACCAAUGGAUUUACCUGGGAGCAGAUCAACACCUGGGAAAAGCCAACAAUGGAUCCUGCUGUCCCAACUGGCUCCUUCAUGAUGGUGAACAGCUCUGGGAGAGCAUCAGGACAGAAAGCUCACCUGCUGCUGCCCACUCUGAAGGAGAAUGACACCCACUGCAUCGACUUCCACUAUUACCUGUCCAGCCGCGACCGCUCCAGCCCCGGCUCCCUCAACGUCUACGUCAAGGUCAACGGGGGCCCCCAGGGCAACCCCAUCUGGAAUGUGUCAGGAGUGGUGACUGAGGGCUGGGUGAAGGCAGAGCUGGCCAUCAGCACCUUCUGGCCACAUUUUUACCAGGUGAUAUUUGAGUCUGUCUCUUUGAAAGGACACCCUGGGUACAUAGCUGUGGAUGAAGUCAGAGUCCUCGCCCAUCCCUGCAGAAAAGCCCCUCAUUUCCUGCGGCUGCAGAACGUGGAGGUGAACGUGGGGCAGAACGCCACCUUCCAGUGCAUUGCCGGGGGAAAGUGGUCACAGCACGACAAGCUCUGGCUCCAGCAGUGGAAUGGGAGGGACACAGCCCUGAUGGUCACUCGAGUGGUCAACCACAGGCGUUUCUCAGCCACGGUCAGCGUGGCCGACACGUCGCAGCGCAGCAUCAGCAAGUACCGCUGCGUCAUCCGCUCCGACGGCGGCUCCGGCGUCUCCAACUAUGCCGAGCUCAUCGUCAAAGAGCCUCCCACCCCGAUCGCGCCCCCGGAGCUGCUGGCUGUGGGAGCCACGUACCUGUGGAUCAAACCCAACGCCAACUCCAUCAUCGGGGACGGGCCCAUCAUCCUCAAGGAGGUGGAGUACAGGACCACCACGGGCAAUUGGGCAGAGACCCACAUCGUGGACUCCCCCAACUACAAGCUGUGGCACCUGGACCCCGACGUGGAGUACGAGAUCCGCGUGCUGCUGACGCGCCCCGGGGAAGGGGGCACCGGGCCCCCCGGGCCCCCCCUGACCACCAGGACCAAGUGUGCAGACCCCGUGCACGGGCCGCAGAACGUGGAGGUGGUGGACAUCCGCUCGCGGCAGCUGACGCUGCAGUGGGAGCCCUUCGGCUACGCCGUGACGCGCUGCCACAGCUACAACCUCACCGUGCACUACCAGUACGUCUUCAACCAGCAGAAAUUCGAGGCAGAGGAGCUCAUCCAGACUUCCUCCCACUACACCCUGCGCGGGCUCCGGCCCUUCAUGACCAUUAGGCUGAGGUUGGCGCUCUCCAACCCCGAGGGCAGAAUGGAAAGCGAGGAGCUGGUGGUGCAGACUGAGGAGGAUGUUCCUGGACCCGUUCCCUUGGAAUCUAUCCAAGGAGGACCUUUUGAAGAGAAGAUCUACGUUCAGUGGAAGCCUCCAAAUGAGACAAAUGGCAUCAUUACACUCUAUGAGAUCACGUACAAGGCCGUUGGGUCUCUGGAUCCCAGUGCUGACCUGUCCAGCCAGAGAGGGAAAGUCUUCAAGCUGCGGAAUGAAACCCAUCACCUCUUUGUGGGGUUGUACCCAGGCACCACCUACUCAUUCACCAUCAAAGCCAGCACAGUCAAGGGCUUUGGGCCACCCAUCACCACCAGGAUUGCAACCAAGAUUUCAGCUCCGUCCAUGCCGGAGUACGACACGGACUCUCCCCUCAACGAGACUGACACCACCAUCACUGUCAUGCUGAAACCUGCUCAGUCCCGGGGAGCACCUGUCAGUGUCUACCAGCUCGUUGUCAAGGAGGAGAAGCUGCAGAAAGCCCGGAGAGCUGCAGACAUCAUCGAGUGCUUCUCUGUGCCAGUGAGCUACAAGAAUGCCUCCAGCCUGGACUCCCCACACUACUUUGCAGCUGAGCUGAAGCCCAUCAACCUUCCUGUCACACAGCCCUUCACUGUGGGCGACAACAAGACCUACAAUGGCUACUGGAAUGCUCCUCUUUCUCCCCUGAAAAGCUACAGCAUAUACUUCCAGGCUCUUAGCAAGGCCAAUGGAGAAACAAAAAUCAACUGUGUCCGGCUGGCAACAAAAGCAGUGAUAGGUAGACACCAGGUGACCACGCCAAACCCGCCCAGCCUCUUGAGCACAGGAGCUUCCACCCAGAAUUCCAAUGCAGUGGAACCUGAAAAGCAAGUUGACAGCACGGUGAAAAUGGCUGGAGUUAUAGCUGGUCUCCUGAUGUUUGUUAUUAUCCUCUUGGGAGCAAUGCUUACCAUCAAAAGAAGAAGAAAUGCAUAUUCCUACUCCUAUUACUUGCAUUCAAGCCAAUGUUUUAGGGGCCUCUCUGUCUUCUACAGGACCAGGAAGCUAGCCAAGAAGCAGAAGGAGACUCAGACCAGCACGCAGAGGGAGAUGGGUCCUGUGGCUACUUCUGACAAGACCUCCACCAAACUCAGUGCUGUUCACAAUGAAGAAGCUUUUUCUUCCAGCUGCCAAGAUGUUAAUGGAUUCACAUCACCCUCUCCUUGUUCAUUUUCUGUCCAAAGCAAAACCCUUCAGAGCAAAUCUAUGUUGAAUUCCUACUACUCAGUUUCAUCAGACACCGUCCCAUCGACCACGCUGUUAGACAGCAGCCACGGGGAGCUGGCCCAGCCCACGCUGACCAUCCAGACCCACCCGUACCGCAGCUGCGAGCCCGUGGAGAUGUCCUACCCCCGGGGGCAGUUCCAGCCCGCCAUCCGCGUGGCAGACCUGCUGCAGCACAUCACCCAGAUGAAGAGGGGACAGGGCUACGGCUUCAAGGAGGAGUAUGAGGCACUCCCUGAGGGACAGACGGCGUCCUGGGAUACGGCCAAGGAAGACGAGAACCGCAACAAGAACAGAUACGGAAACAUAAUCUCCUAUGAUCACUCAAGAGUGAGACUGCAGCUGCUGGAUGGGGACCCUCACUCUGACUACAUCAACGCCAAUUACAUCGACGGGUACCAUCGGCCUCGCCAUUACAUUGCAACUCAAGGGCCGAUGCAAGAGACAGUGAAGGAUUUCUGGAGAAUGAUUUGGCAAGAAAACUCUGCAAGUGUUGUCAUGGUCACCAACCUGGUGGAAGUGGGCAGGGUGAAGUGUGUUCGAUACUGGCCAGAUGACACAGAAGUCUAUGGAGAUAUUAAAGUCACAUUAAUUGAGACAGAGCCACUGGCAGAGUAUGUCAUACGUACCUUCACUGUCCAAAAGAAAGGCUACCAUGAGAUCCGAGAGAUUCGGCAGUUCCACUUCACCAGCUGGCCGGACCACGGCGUGCCCUGCUACGCCACGGGGCUGCUGGGCUUCGUGCGCCAGGUGAAGUUCCUCAACCCCCCCGAGGCAGGACCCAUCGUGGUGCACUGCAGUGCUGGGGCUGGGAGGACAGGGUGCUUUAUUGCCAUUGACAUCAUGCUGGACAUGGCAGAGAACGAGGGCGUGGUGGAUAUAUUCAACUGCGUGCGAGAGCUGCGCUCCCAAAGGGUCAAUUUGGUGCAGACAGAGGAGCAGUAUGUGUUUGUCCAUGAUGCCAUUUUGGAGGCAUGUCUCUGUGGCAACACAGCCAUUCCAGUCUGUGAGUUCAGAUCCAUAUAUUACAACAUCAGCAGACUGGAUCCACAGACCAAUUCCAGCCAGAUAAAAGAUGAAUUUCAGACGCUGAACAUCGUGACGCCGCGGGUGCGGCCGGAGGACUGCAGCAUCGGGCUGCUGCCGCGCAACCACGACAAGAACCGCUGCAUGGACGUGCUGCCCCUGGACCGCUGCCUGCCCUUCCUCAUCUCCGUGGAUGGCGAGUCCAGCAACUACAUCAAUGCUGCACUCAUGGAUAGCCACAAGCAGCCUGCUGCCUUCAUUGUCACCCAGCACCCCUUGCCCAACACCAUCACAGACUUCUGGAGGCUGGUGUUUGAUUACAACUGCUCCUCUGUGGUGAUGCUCAACGAGAUGGAUGCAGCACAGCUCUGCAUGCAGUACUGGCCAGAGAAGACAUCCUGUUGUUAUGGCCCAAUCCAGGUGGAGUUUGUUUCAGCAGAUAUUGAUGAGGAUAUCAUCAACAGGAUAUUCCGGAUUUGCAACAUGGCCAGGCCGCAGGACGGGUACCGCAUCGUGCAGCACCUGCAGUACAUCGGCUGGCCGGCCUACAGGGACACCCCUCCCUCCAAACGCUCCCUGCUCAAGGUGGUCAGGAGGCUGGAGAAGUGGCAGGAGCAGUACGACGGCAGAGACGGGCGCACCGUGGUCCACUGCCUGAACGGCGGCGGCCGCAGCGGCACCUUCUGUGCCAUCUGCAGUGUGUGUGAGAUGAUCCAGCAGCAGAACAUCAUCGACGUGUUCCACAUAGUGAAAACGCUACGGAAUAACAAAUCCAACAUGGUGGAGUCACUGGAACAGUAUAAAUUUGUAUACGAGGUUGCACUGGAAUACUUGAGUUCCUUUUAGCCCAGCCAAGGGAGGGGACCCCACGAUGUGCCAGACCCCAAACUCUGGUGGAUGCUUCUCCCCUGUCCCACACUGGAAGGCAGUAACAAGUGUGGGGAGGAAAACUUCUCCUUCCUUCUCAGCAAGAGACUGAGGUUGCAGAGACCUCGCUGGAAGGAGGAGACGAUGCCUGUGUGUGCUGCUGCCUGCUUUCUAUGGGAACAUCUACUGCUUCUUAAAUAACUUACUGUAAAAAUUAGCAACGUGGGAGACAGGCUGAAAGACUGGACUUUCUAAUCCCCUCUGACUUCUCUCCUCUUUUGGAUUGUGUUUUUGUUCUGCUUGCUGCAGAGUGGGGAAGGAAUGAAACCCUUAGGAAAUUAUCUUUUAAAUGUCUCCUUUUUAAUUUAUAAUUUUGUUCUCAAAUCCCAGCCUUUUAAUUUUUUAAUUUCAUGCAGCAGUCAUUUGGGAAAACUGAGAUAGCCAUAGGGGAUACAUGAAAUGUUUCAUUACAAUUUGUCUACCUUAUCUGUUUCCUUUUAUUUGUUUUUCCUAAUGAAAAGGCCAACACACACACACACAAAACACAAAAAAUAAGACUGUGCUGGAAUUCUCCUCCCAAAUGUAGUCCCUUUAAGCAUGAAAAUAGAUGGUGGAGAUGAGAAGCUGUACACGGAUCCACUGCCUCCACAGAAAUAUUUCCUCCCAGUUUCUGCUCAACUUCAGGGCUGUGCAUGACCCAGUUCCAUCCCUCUGGUCUGUGUCCUUUCACUGCUGGUGAAGCUGUUGAGGAGUUUCCCAGACACAUGGACCUGAAGGUUAAAUAUUUCAAACAAAUGGCAUUCACCUGGCAACUUUGGUGACUUGGUUACCACAUUUCCCAAGUAUUAGCUGGGGUGCAGUGUGUCUCUGACAAACAGGGUAUGAAGUAGGUAUUAUUGCUCAUAUACUAUGUAUGACUAUUUUUUAUUUAUUAUUUGUAUUGCUGUAGAACUUAGGACCCCAAGUCACGCCAGGACCCUGCUGAACCAGGCACUGUGCAGGCAGACAGCAAAGAAAGUUCCUGCUCACUUCCUUAAAAGUCUGAAGGUUCUUAAAAUUGGGUUUGGGCAAGAUUUCCUCACUAUUUCCAGUGGCCCUACAAGCUUUAAAGUUGUAACCCAUUGGAGCUGUAGGAAAGGUGAUGUACAUACACAGAAACCUGUUCUGACACCUGGAAAGAGAAGCGUUAGCCCAGCACAGCAACUUCUCUUCUUAAGCAGAACAGCUUUUGUUUUAUUCUGCAAAAAUGCCUGUGCAAGUCUCCUUCUCUGAAACAAACACCAGAUGUGUUUUGCCAUGGUUGCGGACCUCGUUCUGACUUCUUAGCAGCUAAGAAAUUGCUUUUCUGAAAAAGUAUGUUUAAGUAGUUAAUCACUAAGGUCUGCAGGGUAAUCUUGGGGAAAAAAUAAUUGAAUGAGCAAGGCUUUACAAUAAUUAGUGUUUCAAUUUAGCCAUUUAUUUAUCUUGAGGGUGCGGGAUAUGAGGUUGCUCUGUGUGUAAAAUGGAUUCUGGUGUGUAGGGUUCUUUAAAUUCAGACUUGCUAAAAGAUAGACUGAAGGUAAGAGUUGAAAGAAACUCCAAUUUUCUUAUCACCCUGUAGUUUUCCACCCUCAGGUAAAUCCUCAGAGGCUGCUGGGAGCUCUGUCCUGGCACAGAGCAUGCCAGAAGUUCAAAAUAUUUUGCUAAUUCUGUCUGUGAAUUCAAAAGGCACCUCUGCUUCAUGGUCAUUCUUUCUUCAAUAGUCACACCCUCACCUUUACCAGGAGGGAUGGAAAUGAAAUCUGGCAAAAGCAGCUCUCAACUCAGCCACACCAGUACCCAACCAAACCAUUGCCAUCCACCAGGACCUGCACCAGCCCAGGGAAGGAUGCUUGGAGUUUCAUUAAUACCCCUCUCGACAAGCAAAGGAUGCUGAACCACCUGGGGUUUCUCUAAGGAGCUUUGGAUUCUUGGUUUUAAUACCAUGAAGGUCUUAACUGAUCAUGAACCACCUUCUCACAGGAGCCUCUCUGCUGUUUCUGGUUGGUCCUUUCCGUUGCCUGCAAAAAAAUCAUGAAAUCGACUUUAGUUCCAGUUGGGGCUGUCAAGGGACUGGUCUGAAUUGUUGGGGUUUUUUUCAUUUAUACAACAACACAAUCAGCAGGAAAAAUAACUAGGAGGCGAAGUGAAACUAUGAGAUAAAAGUGAGAGGAAAAGAAAAAUAUUGGUGUUUUUAUUACAGGUGGCUGGAUGGAACAGUGUAGGUCAGGUGCUGGGAGAGAAAAAGGAAGAGGGAAUUCUAAUCCCAGGAUGGGAUUUUUCAACAACUGCCUAGGUAUGAAGAAACUACAAGUCAGCGAAGUGGUUUUGACUCUGCUGACUCCAGAAAGCCAAAGGGAACCACUCCCUGUGGAUACUACGGAAAUAUUAAUUAGUAAUUAGCAUUCUGUUAAUUUUACGUAGAAAGUAGCACAGUGACAGGUCUCCCUUGUGACUUAGGGGAGUGCAGCCAGCACCGAGGGUGACAGCUGGGAUGAGGGAACAGGGAGGUACAGAAAUGCCACUAUCACUGAGGUGUGAAGUGUAGGAGGUAAUUUAGGCUUAACUUAAAGAAAGUGGAUUGAAAUGCCAGAGUUAAGCCCACAGGAGGGGUGUGUGAGUGAGGGGAAAGACGUGUGGGAUGAGCAGAGCAGAGCAGCACUGGCAGUGCAGUGCUUUAGAGCCCCGAGGUAGGUUUGGAUGUGUUUUAUGGUAUGAAAAACACUACUAAAGGGUCAGGUACCUGUAUCAGCUGGCCCAACUCCCUAUGUGCUCAGCCCUCUGCAAAAGCCAAGUGAUGUUGGCACAAACUGCAGGGAAUGAUAUUUAAGCUAAAUUUUACAUUUUGUAGGAACUCCAUGCAAAUGUUGGUUCCCACAGCCCAGCUGUUAGUCACAGCUUAUUAUGUGGCCACUCAACCAUGUGUCUGAACUUCCUAAUGUCCAGCCUAAAACCCAUAUGGAAAGAUGCUCAGCAGACACUGCAGAUUGUGUUGCCAAAUUGUUAUAAAUUCCUGCAGUUACAGUGCUUUUGGGGGACUGACCCAGCUCCAGUCUGUGUUGGCUCAGGGAUCUUCAUGCUGUUCCUCCCUGCACAGUGCAUACAUGCCAAGUGUGAAUUAAUGAUGGAGGGAAUUGUGUGGAAAAGCUCACUUUAAAUCACUUUAUUACCUUGAGGUUGUUUAAACCCUAGAGAACAGCCCAUAGUGAAGUAGGUAAUGUGUUUGAAGCAAGAUUAUGGGUGAUGGGUUUGUUUUCAUGGGGAAAGAAAGGAAUUAUGAGAUGAGAUAAAGGAGGUUUUCUCACUCCUGGAAGGAUUAAUAGUCAGUGUGAGCUUCUCAGCCUAAGCAUCCCCUGCUGUGGAUGAAAAGUGAUAAUGUGCAGUAAAAAAAAGGUGAAUUCCUCAGUGACUGAAUCUUAGGCUUGGAAAAAAUACCAUAUUGACAAUAUUUGAAUGGACAUAAUGAAGAUGAACUUACUCCCAUGGAGACAUCCUUCAGAGGUGAGGGGGAACUGUUUGUGAUAGCACAGAGUUGGUGGAAAGUUUGGUCUGGAAUACAAGGAAGUAGAAACAGGUGGUUUGGGGUCACUACCUCAUAUAGGGGUAACCAACAUCUUAAAUUAUUAUUGGUGUAACUGCAGCCAUGGAUUCCACUGGUUAUCAGGAGUUUCUAGCCUUCUAUUCUGGAUCUGUAAACUCCCUGGAAAAACAACAACAAAAAACAAGUCCAGUAGCCGCAUGGAUCCCACAAUAGUAAAUUUAAGCCUGUGGGUGCUAGAGUGGCUUUUCCAUUUGCUUUCCACAGGCCCUUGAGCAGCAGUUUGUGGGAUUUCCCUUGGGAAUCUCAAGCCAGGGAUUUUUGGUCACUGCUCUUGGUGUGCUGUGGAGUCAGAGGAAGGAGAGAGGCUCCUGCAGAGGGUGGUUCAGGAGGCAGUUAAACCAGUUUUCACCUGGAAGAGAAGGAAAGGAGAAGAAAUCUCCUUUGGGAGAAACCAAAUAUUGGAGGAGAAGGCAAAUGAAAUGGAUCCUGGAACAGGUACGGAAUUUGCACCUUGCUCUCUCUCUCAUUCUUGCACAGCUGCUCUCAUCUCACUCUCCUGAGUUCCUGCCAAGAUCAUAAAAAACACAUAAUGUCACAUUCCCUGCUGUGGAGAUGGAGCACUCAGAGUGUGACAGAGGGAAUAAAUCCUGAGGGACAAAGAUAAAAGAAGAUUUGCUCAAGAGAGGAAUCUUCAAACAUGAGGUGCUUCUAUCUGUCACACUUGCAGAAUUUUUCGUAAAGUCACAGAGCAGUGCACAGUCCUGGCAUGGUCCUGGAUGGGCAAUGUGGUGGAAAAGUUCCCAUUGGAAAACUUCAUUGUCCUGUAAUAAAUGUGAGCAAUCAACUCCACAAUGUUGGCAGCACAGUUAAUUUUUGUGAUCACUCCAGCCAGUGAAAGGGGCAUCUCAAGACCUUGGUGUGAAACUGCUGCAUUUUCAUUUGAGAAUCUUUAAUUUGUCUUAAGUGUACAAAAGACAGUCAACCCCAUUUUUUUUUUUUUUUAGGAAAAUAAAGGGGGCCAUGUGGCAAAAGUGGCAACAUUUAUUCAGCAUAACCACUGCCAUUGGGUCAAAAAUUCCAUAUUCCUGCUGUGUGAGGGCAGAACAAAGCACUGCAGCUGCCCUGCCCAGACAGAGGAACAGGAGGAGCCAGCUAAGUCAGAGAGACAGAUGUGAGCAAUGAGGAUUCUGUUAACCCUCCUGUGCUCCUGCUUAUUUAGAUUGCAGUCUUCUAUAGCCAUACAUACAUAAUACACAAUUUCAAUGCAAGUGCUCUUUCUUUCCCUGUUCCCAAAAAUACCUCCAGCUCUUUUUCCUCGAGGGUGAGCCAACAGCACAGCGAGCAAAGCCCAAUUUCUGCCGUUUUGGCAAGGACCACAAGGAAAAUCCAUCAUGUAUUAUCUGUUCAUUGACUUGGAAAAGGUAUCAAUCAUCUCCCUCAUAUGCAUACUUGAAGAAUGUACAAUUUGCUCAAACUGUCAAGCAGAAUCAUACAUUUUCAUAUACCACCAAAUCCUGGUGGUACAGAGUGUGAUGGAAAGGAAAAAAAAGAGGCAAAAACAUGCUGACUUCCAGUGACCUCUAGUCUAUAACCAUUAACUGCUGUGUUAAAAUAUUUUAAAAGUUUCCCUUGUAAAAAAAAAAAUAAACUAUGCUCAGAAUAUCCUACAGUUUAAUGUUGGACUAGCAGAAUGUGAAAACCUGGCAGCUUUUCCAGUUUGUAAAAACAUGAGGGAUCUAAAUCAGUCUUUCCAUCCUCAUCCCAGUUCAUGCAGCAGAUUUUCCACCACUAUUCUGUUUUCAACCUGAGCCUUAAAAGACAAACUAGUGCAGCAGACUGAAUGCCAGAUGCUGGUGUUCCCAUAGUGUUUCCUGGCAGGGGGGAAAAAAUUUAAAAGGAUGAAAAAGGAAAAGAACAAGCUAAAAUGGUUUUUCUUGGAAUUCAAUUCAAUGAGCUGUUUCUGAGCAGUACAAACAUGAACCAGUCCAUGGCACUCUGGAGGUACAGGGUGAAAAUGCUGUUGGUGUCCCUUAGGGACAAAUCCUGAUAUUUCAUAUAUAGGUACCCAAGAGGUAUCUAUAUAUGAAAUAUCAGGAUUGGUCUUGAUAUUAGUGGUUCCUUUAAUGGGGGCAACUGUCACAGCAGGAGUGUUUCAGUGGAGAUCUGUUACCCUGAAAUGCCACCCUUUGGGACAACCUGUGAGACACCUCAAGUGUGUUGCACUGUGGAUGGAUUUCCUUGUGUGAGUACAUCAUCUUUCAGUGAGGAAAUCCCCAGGAACUCUUCUUUGUGUGAAAUGAUUGAAAGGAGUGUGUUUUGGGGGGUGGAAGAGGUAGUGGGGCCAGCACUAUUACAAGUUUCCAUGAAUUUAGGUACUCUGAGACUCCCCAGGACAAACAGUGCUCAGUGUUUCACCCUGCUGACAGUCAAACCAAACUUCAUGUGCUGGGCUUCCAUGUACCUGGAGCAGAACUGGAAUUACCCCCUCAUUGCCCUUCUAGCCCUUUCUUGCAUUGCCAGCAUUUAAACACUGUACUUCUAUGCCAAAAGUUUGAGCUGCAUCCUUAACACCCCCCUUAACCCACCCUGACUAACCGCAGUGACAGAAUUCACUCCUGCCCCAAUUUAAUCUCCUGUGGGCACCCAAAUGUGCCAGCAUCGCUUCUUGCCAGCCUUGUCACCUCCUCAGAGGGCAGUGGCUGCCUCUGGCUGAGCAGUGUGCCAUCCCAGCUCCCUGGAUGUGUUUUUGGGCAGGGAGGAGUGCUGCAUGAGAGGAGUCUCUGCUGAUGCGGUGCCGCCCCCUCUGCUCCCCCUCGGCCUUUAUGGAUUACUGGUGAAACUCACUUGUACAGUUUGGAUGUUUGAUAGAUAAAGCACGUAUGAAAAAUAAAAAAAAGGAAAAAAAUAUAAAUACAAAACUCUCAACACUGUGCAUUCAGUGUCUUUUCUUUCUAGCUUAAAAGAAGGAAGGUAAAUAAUGUCAAGUCAAUGAAUAUCAGAUAUAUUUUUUGACUGUACAUUACAGUGAAGUGUAAUCUUUUUUUUACAACUGCGAGUCCAUCUUAUUUAUUCUUGUAAAUGUUCCCAGACAAUGUUUGUAAUAUGGGCUGUGUUGCAAAUCCAUAAAAUAAAUCUGUGAUCUGAGAUUAAUGUUUUACUAAGA